Messenger RNA from Alternaria atra, 3069 nucleotides. RefSeq lists its product as uncharacterized. Lineage: Eukaryota; Fungi; Ascomycota; Dothideomycetes; Pleosporales; Pleosporaceae. The record is from RefSeq and is a predicted model, not a curated record. The coding region runs from base 1 to 3069 and encodes 1022 amino acids. The transcript has 4 exons.
AUGCCGCAGAUUAGCGACAUUUGGCUGCCAUGCCUCAUCCUCCUCGUGUUUUGGGCGCGCCCCACUGCAGCUUUCGGUGCUGGCAACAUUGCGAGCUUGAGCGCCAUUGAAGGACAGAACUGGCGCCAUGGAGAUAUCGAAGAUACCCUACUUACCCUACUCAUCAGCGGCCAGACUGGCAAGAAGUUCAGCAAGAUGGAUGUCAAGCGCGUCUACUUUGGCAACUGGCUACGCGACUACUCACAGGCUGUUGAUGUCGGCACUGUCAAGAUGGUCUCUGCAGAGGCUAUCCGCAUCCUACUCUGGGUGCUCGGCUUCAUGAGCUUCGGCUACGGAACAAAGGAGUUUGAGGUUACUCGCGACCGCCUUGGGUGCUACAGGCCCGAGGAGCACAUUGACAACCCCAAGGACUACGCUGAUAACCUCGACGCCCGCGACUACGACCGCCGCCUUCGAGGCCCUGUUGACGAGAGGCGCGAGCUCAGCGUCGACGAGCGAACCGGCCUGAAGAACUACAUCGCCUCAGAAGACUUGGGCAUCACAACAUCGGCUGGCAUGGUCCGAGACCUACUCAGGCGUUGCAUUGAUCUUGGACGUCGCUCAGGAGGACGUGGUCCCGACUUCUACGAGGCCUUGAGACUGCUUGGUACCGCAACCCAUUGUCUAGAGGACUACUCUGCCCACUCCAAUUACGUUGAGCUUGCCUUGAUUGAACUCGAGGAAGAGAACCGAGACAUAUUCCCUCACGUCGGCCGAAACGCCCUGUUUGAAGUUCGUGCCGCCGGGAAGCAGGUAUAUCCCAUUAUAACAGGUACAUUCGGUGGUGUCGACUUUUUGCACUCGGUAUGCGGAGAGAUUACCGACAAGGCUACACAGUCCGAGCUGCAGGAACUCGAAGGCGCAAUUGCCAAUGCUGAAAGGAGCGAAAACAAGAGCAAGAUCCAGGAGCUUCUCGCUAAGCUUCCAGAUGGCAUCUUUGGCGGCAAAGACGAAUCUGGCAAGGCUGACGAGCUCGCGGACAACGCCAACGCUGCUGCCAUGGGAAAUAUCCAAAUCACCCCCAAAGAGCCCGAAGCCUUUACAGAGCAGAUUGGAGAGCUCGUCAAACAAAUCUACCCCAUUAUGGAGUUCCACGACGAGAUCAUGCAAUCCAUCGCUGAGUUCAUCGAGAAGAUUCCAAUUCUACCAGACCUGAUUGAAGAGAUUCAAAGCCAAGUCACCGUCUUCGUCUUCAGUCUCCUUGCGCCCUAUAUCUUGCCUAUUCUUAGCCAAGUCAAGGCUGAGCUCGAGACUGGAUCCAGCGAGGUCAUUGCAAGCUCUCGCGAGAAGCAGCACAUUGUCUUCAACGACGACUACUCAACCGAUCCAACCCACAGCAUGCUUUCCAAGGAUCACUUCUCCAAUGUGCUCAACGAACCUGCAGGCCGAGUAGCGUCUGCCGUGCUGAGUUGGGCUGUUCCGCAAGUCGUUCAGUGCUGGGAUGGUGAGGCCGACCCCGAGGAAACUAUUGACCGCAUCAUCAAGGGCGUAUUUCACCAUCCUGCUGUUGCUAUGGCAGAGAAGAGACAUGGUGGAGGAAGGGACCGCGGGGCUGGACAAUGCCAUCAGAUCAUGCUCGACACAGUUGGGAAAUGGUGGGACUCCAAAGACAACAGAGCCAAGCGUGAGUUCCGUGAUCAACUCAGUCGGGAUGGCGUACAAAACCUCCGUAACCACAAGGAGAAUGUCCACGACAAGGGCCAUGGAUGUGGUAAACCUCUGGGUAUGGCGAACAACUUCGGUUCUUCCGGCGGACAAGGUGGUGCCAACCCACAGAUCCAGCAAGCCACUGAUCGUGUGGGCAAGCUUGCAGGCGAAGCCGUCGGCGGUGGCGCCCUAGGCGGGCUUGUCGGUGGCCUUGUUGGAGGCGUCGGUGCCUCACUGCUUGGUGAUGCAUUUGGCGGCAACGAAAAGAAGGGUCGCAAGGAAGAGAGCUACGGCCAAGACGGCUCUUACACUCAGUCAUACUCUGAAACUGGUCAUCACCAGGCAUCUUCCUAUGGUGACAGUGAUCGCUACGGCCGCGCCGAGUAUGAGCAAACACAAUACCCAAGUGGCGGACGUCGCGAGGAAUACUCUCGCCAGGAGCGAGAUGAGCGUGGUGGAUCCUACAGCUACGAGCAGAAAGUCGAGACCAGCAGCUAUAGUGGAUCCGGUGGAUAUGAGCGACGGGAGGAGCGUCGUGUCCAGCACGGCAAUGAAUGGCGCUCCGAGGAGAAGCGUGAAGGCUUCGAUAGGUCGGGAGAAUACUACUCUGAGGAGAAGGAACGACGUGGUAAGUCCAAGAAACACUCCGACGACGACGAUGAUUCGAACAAUUCGGGCGGUGAAGACUCAUACGAGAAGCGAAUGAAGAAGGAACGCAAGAAGCGUGAGAAGGAGGAGAAGAAGCGUAACAAACACAAGAAUCAUGGCAGUGGUGAUGAAGACUCGGAUGAUGCUGACAAGCGUCGCUCAGGGUCGGGUGAACACAGGCGUCGCUCUCGCUCGCGUGAGCAAGAGCACCGUCGCAAGAAGAGCAGCAGCCGCUCGCCCAAGCGUCAUUCCGGAGGCCACUCGGGAGGCUAUGGCCAAGAACAGCGCUACGGCGAGGAGUCGGGUUACGGCCGUCGUCAGGAAGAAUCAAGCUACGGCCGUGAAGAACCAUCCAGGUACGGACGUCAGGAAUACGGCGGUGAAACCGGGGGCUACGGCCGUCAGCAGCCGCAGUAUGGUGCUGACUCUUAUAGCACUGGCGGAUACGGUCGUCAAGAGGAAUCUGGAUAUGGCCGUCGCCAGGAGGAGUCGAGCUACGGCCGUCAAGACUCUGGUGGAUAUGGUCGUUCAGAGGGUCUGGAAUACGGUGGUGAGCGACCUGAUCAGGCUUAUGGUGCCUCUGGUGUUCCUGGUGGUUUCGGUGAAGAGGCUCAGAACUAUGGUCGCCGCCGCGAUGAUGAAGAUGAAUAUGGUCAGAGGAGACAAGAACACGGUUCUGGUGGCUAUGGUGGCUCAGGCGGAUAUGGUGAGGAGGGGUAUGGAAGGCGGUACUAG